CUUCAGGGGUGGGGUGCAAAGAAAGUUUGCGUCUGCUGCCGCCGCCUCCCGCCUCGGCCUAGGAGGCUCGCCGCCCGCGCCCGCCCGCUCGGCCUUGCCCAGGACUGCGUCCUGCCCGAGACCGCCACCAUGAACAAGCUGUACAUCGGCAAUCUCAACGAGAGCGUGACCCCCGCGGACUUGGAGAAAGUGUUUGCGGAGCACAAGAUCUCCUACAGCGGCCAGUUCUUGGUCAAGUCCGGCUAUGCCUUCGUGGACUGCCCCGACGAGCACUGGGCGAUGAAGGCCAUCGAAACUUUCUCCGGGAAAGUGGAGCUGCAAGGAAAACGCCUAGAGAUUGAACACUCCGUCCCCAAAAAACAAAGGAGUCGAAAAAUACAGAUCCGAAAUAUUCCACCCCAGCUUCGAUGGGAAGUACUGGACAGCUUGCUGGCUCAGUAUGGUACAGUGGAGAACUGCGAACAAGUGAACACCGAGAGUGAGACAGCAGUGGUGAAUGUCACCUAUUCCAACCGCGAACAGACCAGGCAAGCCAUCAUGAAGCUGAACGGCCACCAGCUGGAGAACCACGCCUUGAAGGUCUCCUACAUUCCUGAUGAGCAGAUAGCACAGGGGCCCGAGAAUGGGCGCCGAGGAGGCUUUGGCUCUCGGGGUCAGCCCCGCCAGGGCUCUCCUGUGGCAGCGGGAGCCCCAGCCAAGCAACAGCAAGUGGACAUCCCCCUGCGGCUCCUCGUGCCCACCCAGUACGUGGGCGCCAUCAUCGGCAAGGAGGGUGCCACCAUCCGCAACAUCACAAAACAGACCCAGUCCAAGAUCGACGUGCACAGGAAGGAGAACGCAGGUGCUGCCGAGAAGGCCAUCAGCAUCCACUCGACCCCCGAGGGCUGCUCCUCUGCCUGUAAGAUGAUCUUGGAGAUUAUGCACAAGGAGGCAAAGGACACCAAAACGGCCGACGAGGUUCCCCUGAAGAUCCUGGCCCAUAAUAAUUUCGUGGGGCGUCUCAUUGGCAAGGAGGGGCGCAACCUGAAGAAGGUGGAGCAGGACACAGAGACGAAAAUCACCAUCUCCUCGCUACAGGACCUCACCCUCUAUAACCCCGAGAGGACCAUCACUGUGAAGGGCGCCAUUGAGAACUGCUGUAGGGCCGAGCAGGAGAUCAUGAAGAAAGUUCGGGAAGCCUAUGAGAAUGACGUGGCUGCCAUGAGUCUGCAGUCUCAUCUCAUCCCCGGCCUGAACUUGGCUGCCGUAGGCCUUUUUCCAGCCUCCUCCAGUGCAGUCCCACCACCUCCCAGCAGCGUCACCGGAGCUGCUCCCUACAGCUCCUUUAUGCAGGCUCCAGAGCAGGAGAUGGUGCAGGUGUUCAUUCCUGCCCAGGCAGUGGGCGCCAUCAUCGGCAAGAAGGGGCAGCACAUCAAACAGCUCUCCCGUUUCGCCAGUGCCUCCAUCAAGAUUGCUCCUCCUGAAACUCCGGACUCCAAAGUUCGUAUGGUCAUCAUCACUGGACCCCCAGAGGCCCAAUUCAAGGCUCAGGGAAGAAUUUAUGGAAAACUCAAGGAGGAGAACUUCUUCGGUCCCAAGGAGGAAGUAAAGCUGGAGACCCAUAUCCGGGUGCCAGCAUCGGCAGCUGGCCGGGUCAUUGGCAAAGGUGGCAAAACGGUGAAUGAGCUGCAAAAUUUGACAGCAGCGGAGGUGGUGGUGCCAAGAGACCAGACCCCUGAUGAGAACGACCAGGUCAUCGUCAAGAUCAUUGGGCAUUUCUAUGCCAGCCAGAUGGCUCAGCGGAAGAUACGAGACAUCUUGGCCCAAGUCAAACAGCUGCACCAAAAGGGACAGAGUAACCAGGCCCAGGCCCGGAGGAAGUGACCAGCCCCUUCCCAUCACGUCGGCUCAAGGACAACAGGCCGAAAUUG
Messenger RNA from Eubalaena glacialis (North Atlantic right whale), 1910 nucleotides. It is a transcript of the gene IGF2BP1, whose product is annotated as insulin like growth factor 2 mRNA binding protein 1. The coding region runs from base 130 to 1863 and encodes 577 amino acids. The transcript is spliced from 15 exons. Gene Ontology annotation, biological process: nervous system development; regulation of gene expression. Gene Ontology annotation, cellular component: cytosol; nucleus; cytoplasm. NCBI's taxonomy places the organism in Eukaryota, Metazoa, Chordata, Mammalia, Artiodactyla, Balaenidae. Gene Ontology annotation, molecular function: mRNA 3'-UTR binding. The record is from RefSeq and is a predicted model, not a curated record.